UCUCAUCAACCAUAGCUUCCGUUUUCAUCCGACGAGAGAGAGAGAGAGAGAGAGAGAAGAAAAAGCAAAAUUCGACUUUUUCUGGGUUUUUAAUUUUUUAGGGUUUCUUCGAAUUUGGAUGGAAACCUCAACUUCAUCUGAAGAUAAUUAUAAAGGAAGAAGAAGCUUUCGUUGUCUCCAUUGUUGCAGAAACUGUCGUCUCUAUUGCUUUUACAGCUAAGCAAUUCUCGAUUCUCUCGUUUUCGAUUAUUUUGGGGUUCUUCUAGAUUUAGGUUAUGGAUCGUACUGCUCAAUCAGAUCUCUCUUUAGGAUUCAGUAGCUCCCACGCUUUGCCGCAACCUCCGAGAAUCCCAAUCGCUGAUGACUCAAUCACGCUUCAGAUUGAUUCUAGUUUCCGUCCAUCUUCUAAUCCAAUACCUCCUGUUCCGCUUCAGCUGCUAGAGCAGAGGUUCGAUUUCACAGGAUUCGUUGAGGAAGACGAUGACGUUGUUGUUGGUGAUAACGAUGAUGUAGAAGUUGAUGAUGAUGAUGAUGAUGAUGAGCAGUUGAUUCUCUUGGGUCAUUCCUUGAAGUUAAAACGAUCUAGAGUUGUUAAUUCCAAUUCAGUGUCAUCAUCAAGUUCUUGUAAAAGAUUUGCAAUUGAUUCAGGGGUUGAGAGUAGACGAGCUGGAGUUAGAGCUUGGGGUAACCAAUCAAUUGAAGAAGCUGAUCCUGAGAUUUAUGAGUUUAUGGAAAAGGAAAAACAAAGACAGUUUAGAGGUAUUGAGCUUAUAGCAUCUGAGAAUUUCGUGUGUAGAGCAGUGAUGGAAGCUUUGGGAUCUCAUUUGACUAAUAAGUACUCAGAAGGGAUGCCUGGAGCUAGAUACUAUACAGGGAAUCAGUAUAUUGAUCAGAUUGAGAUUCUUUGCCAAGAGCGUGCUCUUACUGCUUUUGGACUAAAUCAUGAGAAAUGGGGAGUUAACGUGCAGCCUUAUUCUUGCACUUCAGCCAAUUUCGCUGUUUUUGCUGGUCUUUUGAUGCCUGGUGAACGAAUCAUGGGGUUGGAUUCUCCUUCAGGUGGUCAUAUGAGUCACGGUUAUUACACGCCAGGUGGGAAGAAAGUCUCCGGUGCGUCUAUAUUCUUUGAGAGCUUUCCAUAUAAGGUUGAUCCUCGUACAGGGUAUAUUGAUUAUGAUAAGCUUGAGGAAAAGGCGCUUGACUAUCGUCCGAAAAUACUUAUCUGUGGUGGGAGUUCGUAUCCGAGAGACUGGGAGUUCCCUAGGUUUAGGCAUAUUGCAGACAAAUGUGGAGCUGUUUUGAUGUUUGAUAUGGCACAAAUUAGCGGCCUUGUAGCUGCCAAGGAAAGUCCAAAUCCGUUUGACUAUUGCGAUAUUGUUACCUCAACGACGCACAAGUCUCUACGUGGACCUAGGGGUGGUAUCAUAUUUUAUAGGAGAGGCUUGAAGCCCAAGAAGCAAAGCAUGAAUCCUAAUCACUGUGAGAGCAAUAUCCAAUAUGAGUACGAAGAAAAAAUCAACUUUUCUGUCUUUCCAUCGUUGCAAGGGGGACCUCACAAUAAUCAUAUAGCUGCUCUAGCCAUUGCCCUCAAGCAGGCUGCUUCACCAGAGUACAAGCUUUACAUGCGACAGGUCAAAAAGAAUGCCAAGGCUUUAGCAUCUGCUUUGAUAAGCAGAAAGUGCAAGUUGGUAACAGGUGGCACCGAUAAUCAUUUGCUUCUCUGGGAUCUGACUCCUUUGGGCUUGACAGGCAAGGUGUAUGAGAAAGUAUGCGAAAUGUGCCAUAUCACUGUCAACAAAGUCGCCAUUUUCAGCGAAAACGGCGUUAUUUCCCCUGGAGGAGUGAGAAUAGGCAGUCCGGCUAUGACCUCAAGAGGUUGUUUAGAAUCAGAUUUUGAGACAAUGGCUGAGUUUCUAUAUAGAGCUGCUCAAAUAGCAAGUGCUGGACAGAGGGAGCACGGGAAGUUGCAAAAGGACCCACUGAAAAGCAUCUAUCACUGUAAAGACAUUGCAGAUCUCCGGAACCAAGUCGAAGCUUUUGCUACUCAGUUUGCAAUGCCUGCGUUUGACAUGUGAGUCAUCCUGAAGAACGAGACCACCUCAGUCUCUCUCAUUUUUUUUUUGUUGCCAUGGUAAUCUAAAUCCAUACACCAAUUUCUCUAUUUUACAAAUAUCAACAUUACCUCAAAUUUAUGCUGAACUUAGAUCAAUAUUUGGGGGGGAGAAAACAAACUUUUGUGUGUUGUUGCUACUAUGGUCGGUUAAUUCUUUAUUGCUUGUGUACAUAGACAUUUAGGGGUGUGUUGGGUAUUAGUGUAUCCCCCUUUAUAAGUUCUUUUUUUUUUUUCAAGUGGUAAUAAUAGAACACGGGAAGAAAAAUCAAAAACAAAUUCUGGAAAAUUAGCUGUAAUGCAGUUGAAUUUUUUGUUAUAUAGAAAAGUGGGAAUAAUAAUAUACUUUCAGGAUGUUUGUUUA
This is a messenger RNA of Camelina sativa (false flax), 2471 nucleotides long. RefSeq names its product serine hydroxymethyltransferase 6. Gene Ontology annotation, cellular component: mitochondrion; cytoplasm. Gene Ontology annotation, biological process: tetrahydrofolate interconversion. Gene Ontology annotation, molecular function: pyridoxal phosphate binding; glycine hydroxymethyltransferase activity. The record is from RefSeq and is a predicted model, not a curated record. Lineage: Eukaryota; Viridiplantae; Streptophyta; Magnoliopsida; Brassicales; Brassicaceae.